UGUUUUGCAGAACCCACCUGAAAGGCUGAAAUUAUCCCUUCCAAAUCCUCUCUAGUUCUGAAGGGAGAGUUUUAAAGAGAGAAAGGGAUCAACUUUCAGCUUCUCUCUUGAACUGUCUCUCUGUCCUUCUCCUUGGAUGAGUUUAGGGUUCUCAGUUUCAGUUCCAAGAUGGUCAGUUCUCGUUUUCAUUUUCCUUUUCUUUAUCAGUAAUGAUCAAUCUGUUGCUUCUUUUUUUUUUUUUUUUACUAGUUUGUUUAAUUGAGAUUGUGCUGGCUUUGUGAAUUUUAGCUAUAUCCUUGCUAUUAUUUUGUUAAAAUUCCUGUUUUCAGUGGGUUGUGGUGGUAGAUUUGUAUGCUUUUAUGAUCUUCUGCUAGAACCUUCAUUUGGGUGGUGAGCAAAGCUCCGGGCAACUUUGGGGAAAUCUUUGUAUUCCAGCUUUUGUUUCAUUUAUGACAUUUCUUUUCUGGACUUCUCUGCUUGUAGAUUAUAGUUAUGAUACCGUGUAUGUGUCAUCAUUUGUUUUAAUUUUUGUGGGACAAUGAAAAACACUAAAGACGGUGAGGACUAUUCCUACUUUCUAGUAAAUUAUAGUUUGGCUAUUAUACCUGUGCAUGCCUGUCUGUGUGUAUAGUAUAUGUCAGUACACUUUUAUGUCAUUUGGCUUAAAACACGUAAGAGAUACUCAUCCAAUAAGCAAGUUAUAGCAGAGGAAUGGGUGGAAAGUAGCUUCAACAAGUGAAAGAUGAUCACUCUGCGAGUUCUCGGGGAUGCUCAAUUUCGCUUGGUGCAGCUAUAACCAGGUUUGCUUAAGUUAGCUCAUGAGUACAUCAAGGCAUCUUUGAUUUGUGAUAUUGUUUUUGAUAGCUCGGCUUUAAUGGUAAGCUGAUCAGCCUUAUAUAUAGCUUCAAUCCCAAAGUAAUUUUUUUUUUUUUAAUUUCAUCUAUAUUAAGUUAACUAUCAAUUGAAUGCAACUUGAGUAAUUAUUUUGCAUUGGUCAUUGACUUCAACUCUUAACAGGUCAUCAUCAAAUAAAUAAACAAUAGCUGGAGGAAAGGACGAAAGCAGCUUUAAUCCAGUGAAAGAUGAUUCUGGUGUUCAAUUUUGCUCCCAGCAGGAGGGGUGUCCCAAUAUGUUGCUAUUUGUAUGGCAAUUCACCAAUUCGAGGGUCAGACAAGAGAAGAGUAGCAUAUGGACUUCCUUUUUGCAGCUUAUGCAUAGCUGAAAAUGCAAACCGCAGGAUAUCAAUUCUCACCAAGAUUUGACUUCUGCCUUCUGGUUGCUCAUAAGUUUCCCAUGAUCACUACUGAUGUUACUUCAAAAGCAUUGAUAUGGAGUUUUCACAACUCGUUUUUCAGAUAAAUGGGUGGAUGGCAACAACUAGAGUGCUUCUCCUCAGAACAGACUACAGACAGAAGCAUCUUUGUUCUUCAACAUCAGUAAUGCCACAGAUUCACUAGCCACAACAAACUCAAAGGAUUACAGGGAAACAGAUCACUCCUUGCCAAUUGCCAUGUCCUGCUGCAGUCUUAGUCAUGAACACUGGACAGUCUCUUUUGGUCAUGUCCACAUUGAAGUACUUUUGAAUUAUGGAUACUGAUCCUUUGAAUGAGAUUAAGGUGCUAAUUACCAUGCUUUCUUAUAGACCAAGUAAGUGGGAGUCCCAGACUCUGAAUUCAAUAAUUUCUUGUUGCAACACUGAUAUUAAAGAAUAUUGAAGUUC
Molecule: messenger RNA, 1720 nt
Organism: Rubroshorea leprosula
Lineage: Eukaryota; Viridiplantae; Streptophyta; Magnoliopsida; Malvales; Dipterocarpaceae
Source: the annotation of a GenBank genome assembly